ACCAAAAACAUAGAUGCCUCCCUCUAUAAAAACAGGAGGAACACUGAACAGACAUAUAUAGUAACAAAAAACCUCCCUCCUGCAGUGUCAUCGAGUGUUAGCUAGAUUUAGCCCGGCCGGAGUGAGCAUCAUAUCGAUCGAUCAUGUGGAGGCUCAAAGUGUCGGAGCGCAGCAGCCCAUGGCUUGGGUCAGUGAACAACCUCCUCGGGAGGCAAGAGUGGGUGUUGGAUCCCGACGACCUCGGCACGCCGGAGGAGCGCGCCCAGGUUGACAGGGCACGCCGGGAGUUCGCCGACCACCGAUUCGAACGCAAGCAUUCUAGUGACCUCCUCAUGCGGAUCCAGUACGCUAAAGAAAACCCUCAUAAUCAUCUGGGCGACCUUCCCCCGGCUGUGAAGCUUCAAGAGAAUGACGACGACAUUAUUACGGAGGAAGCCGUGUGGACCUCUGUGAAGCGAGCAGUAAACCGUGUAUGUAAUUUGCAGGCACAUGAUGGACACUGGCCUGCGGAUUACGGAGGACUUCUCUUCCUUAUGCCAGGCUUGAUUAUAACAUUAUAUGUGAGUGGAGUUCUCAACGCUGUUUUAUCAUCGGAACAUCAGAUAGAGAUACUUCGGUACAUCUACAAUCAUCAGAAUGAAGAUGGAGGGUGGGGAUUGCACAUCGAGGGCCACAGCACCAUGCUCAGCUCAGCCUUGAACUAUGUUGCUUUGAGAUUGCUUGGGGAGUGCCCAAAUGGCGGAGAUGGAGCCAUGGAGAAAGGCCGAAACUGGAUACUGGAUCAUGGAGGAGCCAUAUUUAUGGCAGCAUGGGGAAAGUUUUGGCUCUCAGUACUCGGAGUAUAUGAUUGGUCCGGAAAUAACCCGGUACCACCAGAAUUGUGGCUACUACCACAUUACCUGCCGUUUCACCCAGGUCGAGUGGUUUGCUAUUGCCGAAUGGUGUAUAUGCCCAUGUCUUACAUUUAUGGAAGGAGGUUCGUUGGCCCCAUAACACCACUAGUACUGGAAUUAAGAAAAGAGCUGUACACAGACGCCUACGAUGAGAUUGACUGGAACAAAGCUCGUACUGAAUGUGCUAAGGAAGAUAUGUACAAACCACAUUCAUUGGUUCUGGAUAUCUCAAUGACCAUUCUCCACAAGUUUGAACAAAUUAUGUUCCAUUGGCCUUGGAGAAAACUGAGGAACAAGGCUCUGGCAUUUACCAUGAGGCACGUUCACUAUGAGGAUGAGAGCACUCACUACAUCAACCUUGGUGGUGUACCCAAGGUAUUAAAUAUGCUUGCUCGCUGGAUUGAAGAUCCUAACUCAGAAGCAUUCAAAUGCCAUAUUGCACGAGUAUAUGAUUUCUUGUGGAUUGCCGAAGAUGGCAUGAAGAUGCAGAUAUAUGACGGAAGCCAGUUGUGGGACGCAACUUUCACGGUUGAGGUCCUUUUGGCCACCGGCCUUGUCAAAGAGCUUGGACCAACUCUUAAACGAGCACAUUCCUUUAUUAAGAAUUCUCAGUUGCUUGAAAAUUGCCUGGGAGAUUUGAACUACUGGCAUCGCCAUAUUAGCAAAGGUGGAUGGACGUUUAGUACAGCAGAUGAUGGUUGGCAAGUUUCAGAUUGCUCUGCAAAUGGACUAAAGGUGUGUCUAUUGUUGUCAACGAUCUCUCCUGAAAUUGUUGGUGAACCACUGGAAAUCGAGAGACAGUUUGAUGCUGUUAAUUGUUUGAUGUCUUUGAUGAAUAAUGAUGGUGGCUUUUCAGCAUUUGAACCCACAAGGUCUUCACCAUGGCUCGAGCAUAUCAAUCCUUCUGAGGCAUUUGGACGCACAAUGAUAGAUUACCCGUAUGUCGAAUGUACAUCAUCAGCAAUUCAGUGUCUAGCACUUUUUAGAAAACUUAACCCUGGGCACCGCAAGGAAGAGGUGGAAAAUUGUAUCAACAAAGGGGCUGAUUUCAUUGAGAAUAUUCAAAGAACAGAUGGUUCAUGGUACGGCUCUUGGGGAGUUUGUUUUACCUAUGCCACAUGGUUUGGGGUGAGUGGACUAGUUUGUGCUGGCAGGACAUUUGAGAAUAGUACUGCAAUCAGAAAGGCAUGUGAUUUUCUAUUGUCAAAAGAGCUUCCUUGUGGUGGCUGGGGAGAGAGCUGGUUGUCAUCUCAUAAUGAGGUUUACACAAAUCUUAGAGGUAAUCGACAUCAUGGUACGCACACUGCAUGGGCCUUGCUGGCACUAAUUGAGGCUGGACAGGCUGAAAGAGAUCCAAUGCCUCUGCAUCGGGCAGCAAAGACUUUACUCAACUUACAGUUAGAAGACGGUGAAUUCCCACAGCAAGAGAUCAUUGGAGUUUUCAUGCAAACUGCCAUGGCUAGCUACUCCCAAUACAGGAAUAUCUUCCCUAUAUGGGCUCUCACAGAGUACCGCCGUCGGGUGUUGCUUGCGGGCAAGAAAUCGGAAUGAGUUAAAGCGCUUGGCGUUUGUUCUACUUGCAAAAAGAUACAUAACUCCUUAAACUUGUUUUCACAGAAAAAUCACGAGGAUCUCUAUGUGCAUAGAAAUAAUAUAUGCGUGGACGUGCAAGUGUACUAAAAUACACAAAAUCAAUAAAGAAGGUAACACAAGUUUA
Messenger RNA from Sorghum bicolor (sorghum), 2610 nucleotides. Its product is annotated as parkeol synthase. Gene Ontology annotation, cellular component: lipid droplet. Gene Ontology annotation, biological process: triterpenoid biosynthetic process. Bases 144 to 2444 code for a protein of 766 amino acids. The transcript is spliced from 18 exons. The record is from RefSeq and is a predicted model, not a curated record. NCBI's taxonomy places the organism in Eukaryota, Viridiplantae, Streptophyta, Magnoliopsida, Poales, Poaceae. Gene Ontology annotation, molecular function: intramolecular transferase activity.